Arachis stenosperma is the source of this 714-nucleotide messenger RNA. RefSeq names its product protein MIZU-KUSSEI 1-like. Bases 1 to 714 code for a protein of 237 amino acids. The record is from RefSeq and is a predicted model, not a curated record. Gene Ontology annotation, biological process: hydrotropism. Lineage: Eukaryota; Viridiplantae; Streptophyta; Magnoliopsida; Fabales; Fabaceae. The transcript has a single exon.
AUGGACGCAAUAGCUGUCACCACAUCAGUGGAUUGCCAGAAACAAGUUCGAUCAUGGAGUCUGUUACGUUCUCUCAUGCACCUAAUAAUCCCCACAUGCACCACUUGCAUCAUAGAGGAUAAAGAAGAAGAAGAAGAAGAAGAAACAGCACAAAAGAAGGAGUGCAUAAAAAACCAGAAGCAUUAUUAUUGUUAUUCCUCACCAUCCAGCACCAUCAUCACUGCCACUAUAUUUGGAUAUAGCAAUAAUAAGGGUAAGGUUAGCUUGUGCAUCGAGAACAACUCGAAUUCAAGAAACCCAAUUCUGCUAUUAGAACUAGCACUUCCAGCAAGCACGUUAGCGAAGGAGAUGAGAAGGGGAAGGCUCAGAAUCUUGCUAGAGAGCAAGGUGUCAUCGUCGUCAUCAUCACUAUUUUCGACGCCUUUGUGGAGAAUGUAUUGUAAUGGAAAGAAGGUAGGGUAUGCUGUGAAACGCAAGCCUUCGGAAACCGAUCUUCAAGCACUGCACAUGAUGGGUUCGGUUGGUGUAGGCACUGGUGUGUUGACAAUCAAGGAGUUGAUGAAUAAAGAAGAAGAAGAAGAAGCCAAAGUGACUUACCUUAAAGGUGAAUUUAGAAGGGUGCGUGGAUCAAGGGACUGCGAAUCUUUCCAUUUAAUUGAUCCAGAAGGAGAUGUGGAUCAGGAGCUGAGUAUUUUCUUUUUCAGGUCAAGGUGA